CCUCCAGCGGCACUGUGCUGCAAAUGGCCUGCUGCAGCUGCAACUCGUGGAGGCAAGAAUGACACCGGCGCUCCCCGUCACCAAGACAACCUGAUCGUAAGGACGGAUUUGUUUAAUUUCUAUCUUUAUUAAUAGAACGAUGGCGCGCGUAAUUUCACCUUUACGGACACGAUUAGUCGUGGCUGUUAUUACGUUCACUGCACUGUGGGGAUUUGCGCUCUCCAUAAAUCGCUACUCUGUACCGGAGGAAAUGGAAGAGGGUUCCUUUGUUGCUAAUCUGGCCACAGAUCUGGGUCUGGACGUUCGCAGUUUGCUGGAGCGCAACGCCAAGCUCGAUGUCAUUCACAGCAAAAAUUACCUUGACAUCAACAAAGACACGGGGGAGCUGGUCAUCCGCGAGAAGAUGGACCGGGAGAGCAUAUGCAUGACUAAGACCACCUCGUGCUUUCUGAAAAUGGAUGUCAUCCUCUCGAACCCCGUUCGCAUAUUUAACAUCGAGCUAGAGAUCAUGGACAUCAAUGACAACGCGCCAGUGUUUCGCAGAAGGACAAUGCACUUGGACAUAUCUGAGGCAACCCCUCCCGGUGAGAGAUUCUCGCUGACAAACGCCGUGGAUGCGGAUGUGGGAGCGAAUUCGAUCAAGACCUACUAUCUGAGUGAAAGCAAAUACUUCAACAUUGACAUCCAGACCGGCAGCGAUGGUUCAAAAUAUGUAGAUUUGGUGCUCCGCGGUAAUUUGGACAGAGAAGAGCACGCAGUUCAUAAUCUGAUUUUAACCGCUGUGGAUGGAGGGGUGCCUCCCCGCUCCGGAACAGCCAGCAUCAUUAUUAACGUGCUGGAUAUCAAUGACAACGCCCCCCUGUUCAGUCAGCCAGUGUUUGCAGUCAAUGUCUCAGAGAACUCGGCAGUAGGCACAGUAGUUAUGACCUUAAACGCAACAGACUUGGAUGAAGGCACAAACGCCGAGCUGAUCUACUCAUACACACUUUACACCUCAGAGAAGACACAAGAGAUCUUCUCCCUUGAUCCCAACUCUGGUGAGAUCAAGGUGAAGGGUGUGAUCGACUAUGAGGAGAGUCAAAGUUUUGAGAUGCACAUACAGGCCCAGGAUAGAGGGGCAAACCCUCUGUCAGGACACUGUAAAGUGAUGGUGUUCAUAACAGAUCUGAAUGAUAACUACCCAGAGGUGACCAUCAAGUCUAUGAAAAGUGCACUGACUGAAGAUGUCUCUGUAGGGACACUGAUUGCAGUGGUAAGCGUCAGCGACAGGGACUCUGGAGCCAACGGUGAAGUGGAGCUCACCUUGAAUCGUCAAGAAACCUUACCGUUCCUCCUCAACAAAUCCUCAGAGGGUUACUUUGAACUGCUGGUGUCAAAGCCGUUGGAUAGAGAGAUAAUAAGCAAAUACGACAUCACGUUUAGAGUGACAGACAAAGGCUUGCCACCCUUAUCUGAGAACGAGACCAUCAUUUUAGAGAUCCUCGAUAUCAAUGACAAUGCGCCCACGUUCCCCCAGUCCUUUUACACAAUCCAUGUUGUGGAGAAUAAUCUACCAGGGGCUUUAUUGACAUCUCUAAUUGCAUAUGACCCAGAUCUCCAUGAGAAUCAGUACUUAGUAUACUUCAUCAUGGAGAAGGAGAUUGUUAACACGUCCAUGUCAAUGCUGUUCUCCAUCAAUCCAGAGAACGGUGAUCUUUAUGCCCUGAAGACCUUUGAUUAUGAAAGAGAGAGGGAAUUCCUUUUCCACAUCGAGGCUAGAGACUCUGGCGUUCCUCCGUUGAGCAGCAAUGUGACAGUUCAUAUUAUCAUCUUGGACCAGAAUGACAACACUCCCCUCAUAGUGUCACCUUGGCGAGCGCAGGGUUCAGUCGUAGAGGAGGUGAUACCGAGGUCCACAGAUAAGGGACACCUGAUAGCCAAAGUGAUCGCCAUUGAUGCGGACUCUGAGCAGAACGCCAGGGUCACAUACCAGCUUCUGCAGAUCAGUGACUCAACCCUCUUCAGUCUGGAUCAGUACAACGGCGAAAUCCGGACAACGAGAAUGUUCAGCUACAGAGACCCAAGACAACAGAGACUAGUAAUUGUUGCCAAAGACAACGGCCAGCCUUCUCUUUCUGCUACCGUCACCAUCAAGAUAUCAACAGUAGAACACGUCAUGUCGUUUUCGGAAACUACCGAGUUACCACUAGAAUAUGACGUCUUCACAGACCUAAACCUGUACUUGGUGAUUGGUUUAGGAGCGGUGUCCUUCCUGCUACUGAUAACCAUCUUGGUUAUUAUUGUGCUCAAGUGUCAAAAACCAAAGCCAAAGGCCAUCAAGAUCCCCCCCGCCAAUAGGAACAGCGUGAUCAGCAGGAACAGCGUGAUCAGCCAGAGGAGCUCCACCAUCGCAGAUUCCACCCUGAUCUCCAGUGAUGCCUACUGGUACAGCUUGUUCCUCGCAGAGACCAGGAAGGGAAAAGUGGUCGUCAGACAGCCCAUAAUCCCCAAAGGAGCUGGGUAUUUUGUAUCCAGUAUACCUAGGAGCAUAGGGCCAAGUGAGACGACAGACUCCAGAGCAUCCACACUGGAGUACUCAAAAUGAAAGGAAGUCCAUUCUACAACUGGAGCAGGAGCCCAGAAGAGAACUGCCAUGAAAUAAUCAUCUCUUCAUGGGAGUCUGAAAAUCUUCCCUGUGACUCAUAAAGAAGAUGUAACACAGCUGUCCUCCUCCAGUCCCUCUGCUCCGACUCCUCUUUCUCUAUGUUUCCUCCAAUAUCCCACGCUCAGACAUCGACCACGAAUCACCUCAGCUUUCUACCUUCGUUGUGCUUUUACGCAUGAAUCUGCAUGGUUCUACUACAAAGUAUUUGGACAACAAGUUGAAAUCAUCCAUGGCAGGAUAGCUGGACAUUACUAAACAGGGCCUCAUAGCUGUCAAUCAUUCCCUCCUUAAUGCUUUGAACGAUGGACACAUUUGCCUUCUCUCCAGGGUUUUAUGCUGUGUGCUGUAGUUUUAGAAACCAUUAGUAGUUUAUUAUAUACUUAAGUCGCCGUUGUGCAAUGUUUUCUAAAAGUUCCAACACGCCUAAUCAUGAAUACACAUUUGAAUCAGGGUGAAUUUUCUUCCAUUAAUCUGAUAAAUACUAACUUGUAGCUGGUUAUGUCUCACUGUUUCAAGCAUUGCUCUUGGUGUUUCUCUUGUUUUCUUUUUGUUUUUUGUUUUUUUGCUUUUUCACAAACUAUUUCUACUCUUCUCUUGGUUCAGUAAGACUCAUAGGCCAUGUUCACACCUGGCAGUAGCACGCGUCUUAAUAAAGCAGACGGCUCCAGGUAAAAGUGGACAGCUCGGUGCGCUCACACCUGUGCACACCGAGCUGUCCACUUUUACACACUGAGCUCCAUCUGCUCCGACCACAUUCAGAGGUGCUCGUACUGAAUAGCUACAUUAUUUUGUGUGUCACAUUAAAGAGCAACUAAAGGUGGAACUCAGUGCGUAAGCUGGCUUGUCCGAAAAAAAAAAGCCCAUAUACGGCAGUAAGUAGAGGCAGCCAGUUAUGCUUUUAUUUCUUCUUCAUUGAUCUAUUUUCGGCGGUUCAGCGGUCUGGCGAUCAGAUCCCCCAAGACACACGUUACUGCUGGAUGUGAACAAGGCCCAUGUGUCAUCUAGUAACUUUACGAUACAAAUAAGGACUGAUUCAGUAUUUUUCUUUUUCUUUUACUGCAAUGUUUGCUGUGCUCAACAAGUUAACGAAUGUGUGGCAAAAAAAAAAAAAAGAAUGAGAAAACCAGAAAAUUGAAAAAAAAACAACAACAGUAGAUUAAUUGUUUCUCUUCUCUUUUGAUUGUAGACAGUGUAGUUCAAUAGAAGUGACAAUGAAGUCAAACAAGCAAAAAGACUCACAUCAGAUGUGCAAUUCACCCUGCGCGUCGAAUGACUGCAAUACUGACGAUUUUUUGGAACCACGAUAAAGUCGAAAACCGAAGACACACUUUUUCGGGUCCGUUUCCUCUCACUACAUAACGAGACGCACGUUAUGGUUCGGAGUUGUGCUUGCACUAAAAAUAUUUGGCCAGUGAACGCAUGAACCCUCAUGUUCACCAAAGUCUAUACCAGGCUAAUGCUGCAUUCGAUGGUAGCUGGAAUCGUCUAUCGCAAACCUUAAGAGAGCAACGACUUUCCCAUUUGUGCACUGAGAAUUUUGAGUUCCAACUUUCCACUCUGUCGAAUGCAGCAUAACUUCCCACCGUUGCCACCGUACAAUGUUAUCCUGUCUAGAGCACACAUGCUACUGCCAACAGUUUCCUUUCGGUCACUUAUUGGUUUGUGUCACUGUGCAUGGCUGGAUGGAUGGAUUCUUGCACGGCCCUGCUACUCUCACGAGAAUCCAGCUAGCUAGCUAGCUAAAUCAUUGGGCUGACUGAGCGGGGGUGCAUUGGGGGAAGGUGUGUCCUCGGAUCUAAUUUGUGUUCGGAUUUAAUCCCAAAUUGGAGUGAGACCAGAGUAGGGAGCACGUAAAACAUUCACAAUGAACAUUAUUUUAACAGGGUCAAGAUUCAAUUAAUGUUCAUCAUAAUCUAAUUAUAGCUAACUUUGAAAACAGGCAAUUCAGAUAUUAAUUGCAUUCAUUUGCACACAAUGCAAAUUGUAAUUAAAAGACAGUAAAAAUACUAGAAAUUAAAAAAAAAAAAACUAAGUUUUAUAAUGAUUCAAUUUAUUGAAAAGAAUAAAAAUAUUAAAAUGUAUUAAUCUUUGCCAGGUACAAGGGAACAGAUGGUACAGGCAAGGUGUUGUUUUAUGAAUAUUCCUGUUUUUAUAUAUAUUUUAUGUAUUACCUUUUAAUGCUGCUUUUGUGAGCUUAUUCAAGGGCAUUUUGUGUUGCAUAUUUGUAGUUUUAGUGCAAACAAUGUUGUUUUUGAUAGUGUACAUAACUUAAAACAGAAACAAGAAUACUUUUUCUUGACCUCGAAGGUAGCGCCGUUGCACUACUGUACAGCCCAGGACUUUCAAUUUCUCAGAAACGAGGAGCUUACCGAGACCACUCAUCAGGGUGCUAAGUGAUAAAAUGUAAUUGCAUGAGGUAAUAGGAUGGGAUUAUGAGACGAAGAAGAACAUAGUGUUAAUUAUAGUUACAGUAUUCCAGUGCUGACUCUGCAUGUACAAUAAAACUGCUGAACCCGGAGAUGGUUCGCAGGAACUAUUAAGCAGAUGACAGCACUUUGAAUUUGAAAUGUGCGCUGAAUCUAAAUGUGAUCACAGCAGCUCCCUCUGUAAUGCAGUGAAUAUUUCUGGAUGCGUCGGGCUCCGCGCUCUGAUCUGGUGAAAUGUAACCCCUCUGAUCCUCUUUCUCGCUGUUCCAACAGGCUGUCCAGACAUAAACACAGCUGGCUGUCUGACUUUCUGUCAGACUAAAGAUGUCAUUUAAUGAGGGAUCUCUUGCUGUGGAGUGCGUGUCGUAUGUGCAAGCGCGGCCUCAGCCGACCGAUUCCAACAGCGUUCGAAGAAUGAAUAAAUUGCACACAUGACGAGCUCCUUGCGUGCCUUCUGCAUUGUAAAAGCUAUACGUGACUGUUGAUGAAUGAAAUGACAGCAUUUCGUUUAGUAUUACAAAUUACGAUUCCUCCCAUUAGUCACAACCUCGAAUUGCUUGUUGGACAGAGGCUCGGCCUUUAAGGAUUCAGAGCGGACGUUCUAGAUGCAUUUACUGUAAAUGAAACUGCUUUCUACUUUGUGUUUUUUUAUACAGUAGACCUUUUUGAUAUCUUCUGUAUUCACUGUGAUCGAAAAGGCACAGGAGGUGCUUGUGCUCGUUACUGUAAAAGUGAGUUAUCUCUCAUUUGUGUACCGUUUUUAUUUUAUUUUGCCAGUUAGAUUGUACAGUAUGCUUCGAGAGUUACAUCAAACGUAAACCAGUUCCUUCCCACUUAGUGGAUCAAAUAUAGUAUGAGUGAGAAUGGUGUUUAUUUAUUUUCAAGUCGAGCUAAUUGUCGGAUUUUGAUGUUGCUUAUUUGGCUUCAGUGUUCUGCCUGAUCAUGCUAGUUUGAAUAAAGCUUUUUAAUCUGUC
This is a messenger RNA of Mugil cephalus (flathead mullet), 6044 nucleotides long. Its product is annotated as protocadherin alpha-C2-like. The coding region runs from base 140 to 2584 and encodes 814 amino acids. Gene Ontology annotation, biological process: homophilic cell-cell adhesion. The record is from RefSeq and is a predicted model, not a curated record. Gene Ontology annotation, cellular component: plasma membrane. NCBI's taxonomy places the organism in Eukaryota, Metazoa, Chordata, Actinopteri, Mugiliformes, Mugilidae. Gene Ontology annotation, molecular function: calcium ion binding. The transcript has 3 exons.